Messenger RNA from Rhopilema esculentum, 13455 nucleotides. The record is from RefSeq and is a predicted model, not a curated record. NCBI's taxonomy places the organism in Eukaryota, Metazoa, Cnidaria, Scyphozoa, Rhizostomeae, Rhizostomatidae.
UCUUUGACUGCCUGAGUCUUUGACUGCCUGAGUGUUAAAUGUAUUUUUGUUAAUGAUUUCUCAUCUUUGGCUAAAGAAGUUGUAAAGCUUCCGAAUAUUACCAUUGUGCGAAAAUUGUGCGAAUACUGUUAUUAAUGCGCAUGUGCUAUGACCCUGUAGCACUGAUUGGUUUGAGAAGGCAUUGUUUCGAAACAAAAGACUAAAGGUUUCAUCUCCCUAACAAGUUAUUCAAGUUUCUUCGCCAAAAAAACCAUAGCCACGUGCUCAAUCACAAAUUCUUUGGAAAUUGUCUAAUAAUUAUGUUGAUUUACAAAAUUGUCCCGAUGUAAAAUGCUGAGUCCGAAGAGCGAUAAUACAGCGUUUUCAGGUUGAAACAGUUUACUUGAAAGACAGGUGUUCUACUAGAAAAUGAUAUUUUCUCCACGUGAGAAGUCGACCUAGUAAUUGCUGUUGUUGCUGUCACUGUUGCUGCUGGCGCUUUUGUUCAUGCUUUAUGACGUCACGAAUCACGUGCAAUCAAAAAACAAUUUGCGAUGGCCCACCUCGGGAAAUUUGAUCUUCAGCCAUUGAAAUGAAGGAAUCCGAAGUAAAGAGAAAACUGAGAUCGGGCAGUUUGUUAGUUUUUUGCAGGUAUUUUCCUGUCUAUUAAUGCUUGGUUUGAAAGUACACACGGUAUCAUUUCAAAGGCGCGGGAAUUACUGCUUAUAAUUCUGUCACUGUGUUACAGGCAUCACUUUGUAAGGUCUAAUGUAUGGUUAGACAGACGAUGAAGGACAUUUUUAUACAGUUAAUUUGAGCGUUAAUAUGAUUAGAGGCGUAGAAAAGCAAUAGUUAACGAAAAAUACUUGAAAUGUGGGCAUUUUCACCUCAGGUACCCUUUCUAAACUUUGAAACACCACAAUAGAAUAUAUUUGCUCAAAGAUCACAACUUUAUUCAACUCCAUAGACUAGAUUCAACAGACAUGUUCAACAAAUUUAUAAAAAGGUCUUCUUUUUUAAUUUAUAUAUCUUAACACAUAUCACUGGCUUUACUACUCGUGAAUCAGAAACAGUUUGUAACUUUCAUAAACGAAUCCUUGCCUAAGAUCCGUGUUUGAUACCUGAUUCGAUCGAAGAAUGCAUGAGGAGGACGAGUUGUUGUGAUCGUAACAUUUUCUGUCCUUGUUUCUGAAACUAUCAAGUUUAGUUUUCACUUUAUUCUUCUUCAAAAGCUACAGAGUCAAACAGAUAGUUUUAACACGCAAGAUUAGUUUUUACGUUCACUUUUAGAUUGUUUCGAGAUAGCAGAAGAAACACUUAAUUUCUCUACAGUACGUUUGGAUGUUUUUCGGGUCAUCAAAUUGAAUACGAAGAAAGACCUGCUAAAGUCGCUCCAUUUCCUUUUUGUUCAAUUCAAAAGUUUAAUUUAUUCCAGAACUCCUGUCGAUCCUCUGCUUUAAAGUGCCUGUGACAUGAUUUUUUUAUUCUCUUAAUUGAAGCGUUGCACUGCUCUUAUAGUAGAUUUGAACUUUUUUUGAAAUAGAAGCGUUUUGAUAUUGAAAUUAAGCGAAAUAGUGCGGCCUAGCCAAGUCGCUUUAUCAUCAUUCGCCGUUCUCUUGUGACGUCAUGGGAGGAACUCGUUAUUGUAACAAUGUAAUCGCUACCUUCAAAAAUCUCAUCCUCGCUGCCACUACUUUUUCUGGAAAUAUCGCUCAUCUUGGACCUGUUAGAUUUCCCUCAUUGACUACGAUACAAAAACUCGAAGUAGGAGGCGAUAGGGUCCCUACCGUGACGUCACUGCCUACUCAUUCUGAAAACCAAGAUGGCGAAUUUUGGCGUAGAAGAUUUUGGCGUGUUACAAUAACGAGUUCAUAAAGUUAUGGACUGAGACCAAACUAGAGAGGUGUGAUGGAGCAAGAGCCUGUGCUCAUCUUUUCAUAUCUCAGCCAAUUAAUAAUUCCUUUAACUGAUUUUGCAGAUUUAGAGGUAUUUCAUGAUGCUCUUUCAGGUUAUGGGAGCGAAUUUUAAAAAUUCUAAAAAUCACCUCUUGACACCUCUAUACUCAAAUGUUUGUUUUUUUUCAAAGCCAUCUUUAAUUUUUGUACCAUCAAAAGAUUGUUUGUAAUUUUUUGAAUAAUUCUUAUGCGCAUUCACGAUGACAAAUAGCAAAAGGCCCGAAAAUGAAGUCGGAACUUUUUUGUUGAGGAUCUCAACCCUUUGAUUGUGAUUUUCUCGGAGUGCGAUCACCCCAGAGGAUAACUCUUGUUAUAGAGCACUUACUAUAUAGUGUAACCCAAGGGUUUUACAAAGAUUUAACAGCAUGAGAUUUUAGCUUUUCAGCAGAAAUUGCCGCUUCCCCUGUACGAAAAUUGUGCAUGUCUAUUAUGCAUAGGCUAAGCUGAAAUUAGGCGUUGUUGCUUCAUUGCCACACCGGAGGACGGAGAGGAGUCUUUUCUACAACAUGUCGAGCUUUCUGUGCGCCAAAAAGGAAAUUUAUUGUGUCUGUUAGACACGGCUUAAGCUUAAAUUAGGCGUUGUUGCUUCGUAGCUACACCCGCGCCUUAACAUUUUUAAAAAGUCAUAAAAAUGCAGUGAUAUCAAAGAUUGUCGUUCAAAAUGAAGGAAGAUCGAGUCUCGUUUUGCAGCUUGGAGUCUCUGUUGGGAGAAUCUACCCUGCUCAGUGCCGAAAACAAGCAUUCAACGCAGGCUGAAGCAUGCACAGAUGAACAGACCUUAUUGAGACCGACUUUUUUCGACAGUCCUGUAGAAAGACGCCGUUUUCUAAGUUUUUAGACAAAAACAUGUUUUCAUCUUAAAAUUUUUGGACGGGUACAAAGGGGCAAUAAAUUCUAGUUGGGCGGGCAAUGCCCCUUUGUCCCUGCCGUUGGCUUCUUGCCUAGAAGUGCUGUAACGCUUCCUUACAAUUUCCUGUCACUUUGUGUAACAAGAAUUGGUUCGAGAGUGAAAAUAAAAUCGAAUAAUUCGUGCAUUUGCAAGAAGCGUUUUUAAGAAAUUGAAAAGAAUGAAAGAAAAGAAAUUAGAAGAAAAUAAUAGUGUGGUAAAUACUUUUAAUACUUAAUUUUCAAGAAAUAAGCUUUAAGUCUUUUGGGCCUCAUUAAGUAAUGAAUUUCAUUUUAAGACUGGAAUUAAUCAAACGUGAUGAAAUUUUUUAGACGAUUGGAAGAAAAUGACUGUAAGAAAUAUUUUGAAAUGUAUUCUUUGAAAUGUAAGAAACAUAAAGGGCGUGGUUGCAAUAAUUUUCCCUCGUUUUUCAAAUAUACCUAGGGCCUCUGACAGCCUCUCGCCGGCCCCUCCAAUGUGCCGCUAGCAUAACGAUUGCCCCAUGAAAUAAUAGACAUAAAUUUAUCGGGAAAGAUUUUAGUGCAUUUUUCAAAGGGUGGUUUCUUAGUCUGAUAUCGCUAUCAACUCAAGACCCCCCCCCCCCCCCACCACCACCACUUUGAAUUUCUUGGCACCGCCCUAGUUGAGUAGAAUUAAUCAGUGACUGAAUUACUAAACCAGAGACAAGAAGUAACAAGAAAUUUAAAGCGAGGUUAGCAUGCUUAUUACUUGUGUUGAUUAAUUACAUUUAAUCAUACUACAGGACAGCUUAGAGGAUCAGCUCCUCCCCAUCAAAAGUCCCAGUGACUGUUUUGGGCAACUCUGAAUUACAAUAGGCGUUUUAAUUUCUUCCAUUUUGGUCAUGUUAAUUUCAAGCUUGUUGAACUUAUUUGUGAAAAAGGAAUAGAACAUUGUGUCGGAACUUUCGCACAAGCUUCUUUGCCUUCACCGUUUUGUUUUUGAAAAAGCGAAUUUUUUUCUUUGCAAGUCAUAUUUGCAUUCUCAAUUUCCCACUACAAGUAGAACCAGUCUUUGGUGCUUGGCCUUUAGUUCCUUUAGUACGUACAGUUGAAACCCACUGUCUAGAUAACCCGAUAUCUCAAAAACUCGCUAUCGUGAACGAUUUUUUAUUUUAGUAUAAAACUAGGAAUAAAAUGCACUGCUCGAUACCUCAAACUGUCAAGGAUAGGUCUGUUGUUUUAUUUUACAGUACGGGGCAGUGGUGGCGCUAGAAAUUCUCUGACGGAGGAGUUUGAACUUCCGACAGGGGGGCUCGGCAAUCGGAGUGAAAACAUGGAAUCCCAGUUGAAAAGGACGCACAAACAUCGAGAUUACAACAAAAUAUGAAUUCAACAAACAAGAAAGAGCAGAUCUUCAGAGCGGAGUUAUUAUUUUUUUGGGGGACUCCUUUUUUUAACAAAAUGUCCCUUAAAGAAAACAGACAUAUUAAGAAAGCUCUUUGUAGAUCUUUUUCUGUGAUUUUACAAUAUUCCCAACGCUCUAAAUUUUUCUGGGUAAGGAAAAAGACAUUCAAUAGUACUCAAAGUAUACAAUUUAAUACAGUAAUACAAUUUAAUCAUUAAAUAGACUUUUACUUAGGUAGGCUAGGUCUUUGCUAGCUUGCAGAUGCUCGUGUCGCAAUAAACAAGUACACGAAAGUUAAUACCUGAGGCAGCACCAUGGUUGCCGCAGAAGGUGAGGAACUUUUCGAAUUUUGAUGAUUCCACUUCGCUGGAAAAUGUCUCAUUGGAGCAAUAUUUUUUUCUACCUUUAUCAUGAGGCCAGUAGGCACUGGGGGCAGGGGGGCAAUGCCCCCCCCAAUUAUUUGCGAAAUUGGUGUUUGAAGAUCUUAUAAGCGCAGCUUGAUCUGACAGUAUUACGUAAGGCAGGUAUAGGAAAAGCUAUAUUUCUAUCCAUGCCCCCCCCCCGAAUCCAGUUUAUCUGUCUACGGGCCUGGGGCGGAACGCUAUUCUCGUCAUUCGCGCACCCAACCCUGAAACAUUGUAAUGUGGAGUUUGGUUCUCACUGGCUUUGGUUUGCCAUUUACGUUAAAAUAUUGACGUGCCAGGGAUUGAAGAGGAUCAAAUCGAGAAGUGUCACGAUGCUAUUUAGAUAUCAUAUUUUACAGUAGAUAAGCAAGUGUCACGAUAUAUGAUCGGUACUUCUUUGGUUCCCUAUCUACUGUAUCUGAGCGGAACUAUAUCAAUCGCUUUUUCAUUGGGCAUGUUUAUACACAAAACGCUAUCAGCUUACUUCAUGGUUCCAAUUAUUUUGCUUUUAUCAAAUAUUCAUAGGAAAAAUUAACCCAAAAGCCAUAUUUAUAGAGGAAGUUAUCCCCAUUCUGAUUAUAUUUGGCCUGCCGAAAAUACAGGAUUAUAUUGCAUCAAGCAUUGCACUUGGCAACGUCCGGAAACCUUGUUUCUAAGAAAGAGGAGACCAAGAAGUGAAAUAUUUUGUUUUAGAAAAUUUUAUAAAGAACGAGGUAAUUCAUAAGCUUGAUGUAGUGUUAGUGCAAAACCUUUAUGUUGCCAAUUAUUGCAUGGAAAUGCUCGGGCCCUAUUGACCAUAAAUACAUUUAAGCGAAAACCUCUUCAGCCGCUGUUUUUCCGCAGCUCGCUUCUCUUAUGAAACAGUAAUACACAUACGCAGUAACUGCACUGUGAAUAAAGACGCCCUUCCCAUCAACGGGUGCACAGUUUCUGUGUGUCGUAAUUUUUUGGAGAAAAUAUGCUUCAAAAAUUGUGCGCUAUAAAGGUAACUGCCAGAUGUCAGGUUUGCCGACAAGACAGCUUUAGGUCACAAGUUCUCAAGCAAAUCUCGACAGGCAAAGGAAGCAUUUCAGGUGUUAUAAGGUAUUUUUUGUAAGUUGAUGGUUGAAUCAUUCAGACCUCUUUCUAGUGUGUGUCGAAUGGUUAUCCUGUGCAACCUGACUUUUCAACUAUCCUGACAUGCCAUUAAUGCCAUUAAAGAGGAAGCAUCACCAAGGCCACUACGUUUAAAAAAACCUAUAGCUUUUCAAAAUAUAAUGCUACUUUUGAGUUGCUGAAUCCGAAAAUGACAUUCCCAAGCAGAAAGAUUUAAAAAAACACUAUUUCUGGAAUGCCCAGAUACCUUUGGUACCAAAUAAGUAUCAAAAGCUUAAAAAUUGUUAAAUAUGUACCUUAAAUGGUACUUGUACAGUGUAAAUGUUAUAUUUGUGGUGCUGAAUAUGAUGAAAGGUUCUCCAUCCAAAGAUUCCAUGUAUUUCUGGCAUGCAAUGAUGCCGUUGAUGCCAAGUUAAUGCAAAAUAAAAUAAAUUGUUAAUUUUUGAUGUUUUAAAGAAAGUUUGGCUUGGAAACCGAUUUUUCGGAUUUUUUACCUCAAAUAUAACAUAUAGCAAUAGACCUCAACUAACAUAUAGUUAUACCAAAUAUAACAUAUAGCAAAUAGGCAAUAGGGUUUUUGGGUCUGAUUUUUACAGUAUUUUCACUUUUGCUCUGAUGAAGCCCCGUAUGCCGGGGCGAAAUAUUAGCCAUCACUGAUUUGUGUGUUUCUUGUUGUUUAUUCUCGUCGCGUUGCGGUGUUCCUUAUAUACUACUAUUUUAUCGAUUUUUCGCCGCAAGAUUUCCUCCGGAGUUCGUCAAGCAGCCUGCUAUCGUGGCCUCUCCUUUAUUCGCACAUUUUUACGGUAUGCCGCUGUGUAGGCUGUAGGUGUAAUGUUUGCAUGACAUUUUUAAUUAUUUUUUUUAAUGGUUUGGUGGGCGCAGGUAAUGUGUAGGUGACAAUUUUGGAUAGUUUUGAGGAUAUGGGUGAAAUUUUUUAUUGGUGGGCGUGUAUAUGGGUGUUGGAUUAUUUUCUUGAUGGGACAAAUGUUUAGAUGAAGUUUUUGAUUCUUUUAAGUGAGUUUUAAUGGGAUUUGCGUAGGUUUUCGAUGUAGGCAAAUGUUUAGAUGUUUUGAAGAUAUUUUGUGUGUUGAAAAGUACAUUAUUGUGACGCUUCCCCUUGUCUUGCAGUUGAUGAAUCGUUAUCGAAGAUAAGCGGUGACCAGCAAGAUGUUGGUUUUUGUUUUUAUGAUCGCCGUCCUAGUUUCAAGGAUUCAAGCUUCUGGUACUAGUCCACAGAAAAAGUCUCUCAGUAUCGGCUGUUUCAUACCAAGCUAUGCAAAUGACGACCAUUUUGGUUAUACGACUGCAAUUGAAAUGGCAAGAGACUGGAUAAAUGACAAUCAUGUUAUACCAGAUAAUUACACGAUUGAACUUGAUAUCGGAGAUACAAUGGAAAUGGCAGCUUAUGCAAUUCAGCAUCUUGGCCUGUUCAUGCAAGAUAAGCCAAAAAAAGUUGCAUUUCUCGGCCCUGUUUUUACAAAAGCACUGCAACCGAUUGCCGAGGCAUUGCAAGUUUUAGCUGUUCCUCAAAUUUCCUUUGGAUCUACUUAUGCAUACUUUAACAACCUGCUGGAGUUCCCGUACUUUUUCCGAACAGUCCCAUCCACGGAGAUGUUCAACUGGGCGAGAAUUCAUCUUUUUUCCAGAUUCAAUUGGAAAAGAUUUGGUUUGAUAUACGAUCGAGAUGACGCUCCUCUUGCCCUGGCUUCUUCCUUACUUCACAAAAGUUUAACAAGAUAUGGAAGCACAGUAGUUGGCCCUGUUGGUGUCAGUAGAUGGGAUAGCAACAUUGAAGAGGCUCUCAUGAAGUUCAAGGAAGAAAAUAUUCGAAUUUUCAUUGGUGAUUUCCUUUCGCUGGUUGCUCGCAAAGUAUUCUGUGCUGCCCAUCGUCUUGGACUUUUCGGCAAAAAGUACGUGUGGGUGAUACAUGGGAAUAUCAGAGACAGACUAAAGAAAGAAGACUUUCGAAUAACUUGCAAAGCAUCAGACAUCAUCAGUGCCUCUAACAACGCCAUAACCAUUGGCCAACUGAAUUUCAUUUUGACAAAUGAGACUACUGUCACUGGGGAGACUAGAUUGGCAUUAUAUGAACGGUACGUACAGACUGCAAAAAGCAAGAAAAGGUUUUACCGAACCUACAGCCCAUACGCUUUCGAUGCCUUGGUAUCUCUUGGUCUCGUUAUACGAGAUACAUUUCAUGUAGUCAACUGGACCAACAUGGACUACAGCAACCACACUGCGGCUUUAGCAAUCAAGGCAGCUUUUAGAAGAAUCAAGUUUCAUGGAUUGACUGGCCUAGUGCAAUAUAAUGAAAGAAGUGAACGAUUGGUAGACAUUGCUAUCCAACAAGUUAAAGAUGGGAAAGAAGAACUAGUGGCUACGUUUGAUAAUGUCAGCAACGAGCUUACAUUCUGGAAUGAGGCGAAAUCUUUCCAUUGGCCAAAUGGAGUAACGCCUCGUGAUAGGGAGCGCCUUGUUAAAAGACUCCACAAGAUGCCAAACUGGAUUUCGCUGGCACUGAUAACUUUUUCCUGCCUCGGAAUCGCAGUAUCAAUCGCAUUGUCAUUCAUGCUGAUCAAGUUCUGGAACACUGCUGACAUAAAGAAAUCUUCGCCAAGAAUGAACGCCAUUAUAUUGGUUGGCUGUCUCCUUUGCUACUCAAGCGUUGGAUUGCUUGGAACGGAAACGUAUUUACCUCUCAACAGUCAAAUUACAGCUAACUGGAAGGCUAGGUUGUGGCUCCUGAGCAGCGGUUUCACAUUCAAGUUUGGAUCUAUGUUCGCAAAGACAUGGCGAAUUUUUAGAAUAAUAACAAACAAGCUUUUACGUAAAAAGCUCGGCUUGAUAAGUAACUUUCAUCUUUAUGGUAUGGUUGGAGCACUGUUUGUAAUCGAUGUUGUCUUCUUGACUACGUGGGAAUUCCUCGAUCCGAUAAGAGUGGACACCGUAUGGGGACCUUCGGAGGUGCAUCCAUCCGAGGAUCUGCGUGUGCAGGAGUAUAGCCUAGUAUGCACUUGCGUCAAUUUCACUUGGUGGAUUGUUGGUAUUCUAUUCUACAAAGGUGCAUUGCUAUCAUUUGGCCUGUUUCUAGCAUUUGAAACGCGCCAUGCAUAUCCUGAAGUGAACGAUUCUUACAACAUUGGCUUCUCUGUUUAUAACGUCACAGUGUUUUCCGUUAUCGGCUCGAUCACUGCCUUCGCUUUAAGAAAGUAUAAUCAAGAGUUCACACAUGGUAUCAUUGGAGCAUCUAUAACAAUCUGUACAACAGUCACCCUAGGACUUAUCUUUCUGCCAAGGGUUGCAGCCUUAAAAAAACAGAGCACUGAAUCAUCGCCAGAUGGAACACGACAUCUAAAUAUACAAGGAAAACUAUCAUCUAGCAUUCUGUAGAGUUUUCAUUAUGCUUUUCGCAACCGUCAGUAAAACCGUUAUGGUAGCAGAGCUUGGUUCGUGUAAUUCAUAGAAUGCUAAUAAAAAAUUUAUCAAACAAAAAUUCUAAUGAAUUUGCAACACACUUGAAAUUAAAGAAAAAACAUUAUAACUAUACCUUGACCCCAUUAAUUUCCCUCAUACUCAUUUUAGAAGGGCUCUAAUUAUAAAUCUAGCUUGCAAAUUUGUUCUUAAACGCGGGCGAUUACUGUAUACAGUCCCCAAUCAUUAUAAUGAUGCGUUUAGAUCGAAACAGGAUUAUAAAAUUUCAGAAACCAUGAGAUACCAGAAAAGACGAAUUUGUUGAGAAAGAGUCAUUUGAAUUAUGAGGGAAGGUAAUUGCAUUUUAUUUGAAAUCGCAAGAGCACGUACUUUUCGAUUCCACUAACACCAUAACUAGCUAUGUGCUUAGGUGCUCUGCAUAAUUCACAUCACAGAUUUGUAUUGUCUCUACGUUCAACAUUCAUUGAUAACAUUACAUCUUUCCAAAACAAAAAAAAGCUAAUAUUAAAGGUAUUAGACCGUUACAACAAACGUUCGUCAUUUUGGACAUUGAUCUUCUCUUGCUUGAUAUACCGUAAGGCCUCAAAUAAGAGCCCCCCUCGAAUAUGCGCACACCCUUCAAAUAUCCCAUCUUUAAACCUUCAAAAACGGCGCUUAUUCGAAUUCUAAUUAUCAAUUUUAAGAAAGAAAGAAAAAUUGCUUCAAUUAAAAGCACAUUCAUUUUUUUGAAUUACUUCCAAAUCUAUUCCUAAAAAAGCACCCCCCCCUCAAUUAAGUGCCUCCCUCGGUUAAGCGCCCACCCUGGAGCCUCGAAAAUUAAAUAAAGCGCCCGGGCGCUUAUUUGAGGCAUUACAGUAUUUGAUAAUCUUAUCUUGAAUAAAUUUUCAAGCGGGUGUAGCUUGGUUGAGGCUUGUAGUGCAUGACUAAAAAGAAUUGAACUAAGGGAACAGGGCAAAGAAUAAUGUCUUUUGGUGUAGCAAAGUGUUUGUUUCAAGUUUCGAGACAUCAAAGCUUAUACCCCCUUAUACUUGAUAUUAAUAACAUUCUAUUCAGAGUCAUUCCCAGAGCUCGCUUUGAGUUCACUCAAGGGGUUGUAUUGACACCGUGAUUAUAGCUCAUGAUCAAAGGAUAAUGAUCACCUCUAAGACGAUCAAAGUUGAAAGAACUACAUAAAACUACUUUUUAAGCAAGAUUCCCCAGCUUUUUCUGGAGAGGGAGCUGGUCUCGCACAGUUGAAUUUCGAUUAUUUCUCUAUAUAUGAUAUACAGAGUGAUCUGCUCGGUAAAGCAGUAACAAUCCCUUAGAUAAGAUGCAAUUGAAUAGGGGGGGGGGGGGCAUGGAUAACCAAUUUUACACAUCUAAAUUACAGUAAAAAGGGGUGGAAAUUCAAGCUUUUUUUGAAGGGGUGAAGGGUAGGGGGCCCAGGCCUACAAAAUUUUGACGCAGUGGAGACUCAGUAGGGUAUUGGGGGUUUUAGAGCCCAAAUUGUCGACAAGUACGUAUUCAGGAGAGGGGCUCAAGCACCUUGAAAUUUUUGCCACUGCAGUACUUUUGAAUACACAAUAACCAUAUACUUCCACACUGCUCACGCUUAAAGAAGUACUUUCAUAACGCCGUACAUUCCUUUUCGUAUUAAAUUUUGAAUUUUUCUUUAAUUCAAGUCGGUUUUUGUAAACAUCGAGAACACACAACAGAAAAAUCGUAGUCAAACAGAGGUAGGUAGUUUGGUUAAGCAUGUGAAAUUGGUAUAGACAAUAUGAUUGCAUAGCUAUUUAAUGUGUAAUUAGUCUAUAAUGUAUUUAAAUUAGAUAGCUUUAGCUACAGGAUCUAUGUUCUGUAACUUUUAAAUCGUAGAUAGAAUCUUUAAGAUUUUAAGUCGUGAUACUAUGUUAGUUUGAGCUUUAAGCUUUUUUGUUACUCUAAGGUGAACUCUUUGAUCUAAACUACUUAGGUAUUUUUGCGUUUUGUGAAAAUUGCCGUUGAUGUAAGGGAGAUUGUCAGUGUAAAAUGUGCAAUGUUCAGUAGCAAAGUUUUCUAUAAAUGAAUAAGAUAUCCAAAGUUUUUAGGCUUUACAGCAGCGCUAGCUGAUGUUUUGUGGCAAUUUCAUCAGCCUGGUUCAAUUUUCUUUACAUUCACCCUACUUAUUUUUACGUCACUAAUGUCAUUGUAAAUAGUAAACUAUUAAUGUCAUAAUAUUACAUUUAGCUGAAAUAUAAAAUGAUGUUUUCGCUGCAAAGAUACUCCUGCUUGUCAGUUCAGUUUAAUGGAUAUUGUGGUGGCACAAUGGUCCAUAUUAAUGUUUAAAGAUAUCAUGUCUCGUGGCUUCGAAUUCAAAAUUUAAGUCCAUUCUUAUUCAACGACAUAAUUUACAGAUGAAUUGCUAGUAACAUCAUAAGAGAAAAAAAAUACAAGUUUGUUAUUUAUGUUAUUAGGUACAGUACAGAUCAGUAUAUUUUCUAGGGCUUUAUUGACGAAUGCCUCAAGGCACUUUAAAUCCGUCUAUUUUCUUUACAGCAAUUUUAUCCACAAAUAUUGCCCCUCCGUCUACAUUUUCUCGUCUGAUUUUGGAUGAAUUAAAAUGGAACUUUCCCAGGACCCAGGGACGAGCCCCCGUGGUGCUACAUAUGAUGCCUAUGGUCCCUAUUCGUAUAUGUGGCGUGAAAUUAAUGGAACAUUUUCAAUGUGGGGAAAAAUCGAACAAAUUAUUGGAUCUUCCACUACCUCCCACAUAAAUGCUGAUCAUUUUUCUUUGAAAUGUGAAACACGCAUGAAAGCAACUAUGUGGUGCUUCGGAGGAGCAAGUUUUAAAUUUUGGAGGCAAAUCAGAAGGCAAGCAAAAAACAUGGCGCACACAACCUAUUUUUGGCGUUCUAUGAAGAACAACAGUGUAUAGAGAGUUCAUAAUAUGAAAUAACAACAAGGAAACAAAGCCAAGCAAUAUACACUGAGAUCACCAAAGGACUUAAUUAUCCUGACAAAGCUUUGCAAAAUUGAAGAAAUAUUGCGCCGUUUUGCACUUUGUUGCCACUUUUGCAAAUAUGCAGAUCUAACCUUUCGUUGAAGGAAUGAGUUGCAUCGAAUUUAAACCCCCUGAUUUCGAUCUGAAGACAUUGAUUGCUUUUUGUUGGUAGCAAAUCGUUUCAAGGUAAGACAGAAGAAUAUAUUUUCUUAUGAUAUUCACUGUAUGCAGAUUAAUCAGUAUUCGGUCUACUGCAUAAUUUAUUAGUAAACUUUAUUGCCGACUAAAAUUCCACUGUGUUGUGCGAAAUCGCCAAUGCAAAUCAUCUGAUGAAGACAUUCAACAUAUUGAUCCUGAAACAAAAGGCGAAUCAAUUUCAACUCGCUCACAAAUCCUCCAUGCAAGAGUUUUGGUAGUGUUGAUUUGUGAUUUCUAAAGAAAACCGUUUUGUUUAUUGCUUAGUCAGUUUGCAAUUUGAAAAUUCAAGAAGAAGCAAGCACCUGGAAAUCUUCGUAUGCAGAUGUUUUAUAAAGUAUCGAAGAAAAGACUUUUCCAGCCCCGUUUUUAAGUAGACAUGUUUCUGGAUAGGCUAGGGACUGUCUGAAAUCGCUUGCAAACGAUUCACCUACCUGGUUUAGCCGUGAUGUAUUGAUUGAGUAGGGUAGAGAUAAGGUCCCUGGGACAAGGCUCUUUGAAAAUGUAUCCUUGUGUGGGAUGCUUUUCUUAAAAUCAGUUAAUAGGGAAACAUUUUUCUAGGAAAGCAAUUGUCCCACGAUAUUAUAACCGUGGCUAUAUCAUUGUGUCCUACAGACCUAUAACCUAACAACACUCAAUAAUUAUGGGCAAAGGCGUGACGUUCUCGAAUGACUUGAGGAAUUCAUGCUAAAGUGGAAGCUGAGAGACAUUCAUGUUCAUUUUUACCCAAAACUCUAGUAUUGAACUCAUCUUAACCAAGAAAGUUCUUUUUGCUCUGUUGCUUGCAAAUAUCACACCGGGGAGGCAUUCUUUUAUCUCCCUGCUGAGGAUUGCAAUCGCAAUAUAUGUCUUAAGCGCUAUUUAUGAGCUUGGGAAACCUUCGGGGGAGGGGAGGGGCGUGAGUGGCGAGGUUGAAACGAAACUCCUUGAUCCUUGACAGCUUUUACCUCAAAGAACCCUAAGCAUCGAAGUUAAGGAGAUUUUCCAAUCAAAAAGUGAAAGGAAUGUUUAUAUAAAAUCUUGUUAAGGUUAUUAGAAAUAAGUACGUUUAAUAGUUUCCAUUUUCUUCGACAUACUCCAAAUGCCCUUAGUUCGCUGCUAAAAGGUAUUAGAACAAAGCUGCCUGUGCAAUAAGUAUCUCCUGUACACUCAUUCCAGCUUUACUUUUCAAGAAACUUCAUAUUU